Myzus persicae (green peach aphid) is the source of this 2966-nucleotide messenger RNA. RefSeq names its product serine/threonine-protein kinase 3 (gene hpo). Gene Ontology annotation, biological process: protein phosphorylation; intracellular signal transduction; protein tetramerization. The transcript has 12 exons. Gene Ontology annotation, cellular component: cytoplasm. The coding region runs from base 121 to 1746 and encodes 541 amino acids. Gene Ontology annotation, molecular function: ATP binding; protein serine/threonine kinase activity. The record is from RefSeq and is a predicted model, not a curated record. Lineage: Eukaryota; Metazoa; Arthropoda; Insecta; Hemiptera; Aphididae.
UUUAUUUUUUAUUUCGUUUUAAUUUUGUCUUCUUUUUGUUUGAUCUAUGUAGUAAUAUACAUAAAAUAUAAUAUUUAUUUAUAUAUUAUAGUGUUUGUAAAUAGCAAAGCAGCUUAUUACAUGUCGAACUCAAAAUCUGUAUUUAAUUUAUGCCAUGUUAAUUAUAAGACUCCUGACAAAAUGAUGUCUUCAAAGAGUGAAUUGAAAAAAUUGUCUGAAGAAAGCUUGACCAGGCAGCCGGAAGAAGUGUUUGACAUAAUAUGUAAACUCGGAGAAGGAUCCUAUGGAAGUGUUUUUAAAGCGCUGCAUAAAGAGUCUGGCCAAGUGCUUGCUAUUAAGCAAGUGCCGGUUGACACCGAUCUUCAGGAAAUAAUAAAAGAAAUAUCCAUUAUGCAACAAUGCGAUAGUCCCUAUGUAGUUAAAUAUUAUGGUUCAUAUUUUAAAAAUACUGAUUUAUGGAUUGUUAUGGAAUAUUGUGGUGCUGGUUCAGUAUCUGACAUCAUGAGGUUAAGAAAAAAGACACUAUCGGAAGAUGAAAUAGCCACUAUAUUGUCAGACACACUUAAAGGACUAGAGUACUUACAUUUAAGGAGAAAAAUACACAGGGAUAUUAAAGCUGGAAAUAUAUUGUUAAAUUCAGAGGGACAUGCUAAACUAGCUGAUUUUGGGGUUGCAGGACAGCUGACUGAUACAAUGGCCAAAAGAAAUACUGUAAUUGGAACUCCAUUUUGGAUGGCACCUGAAGUAAUCCAAGAAAUAGGAUAUGAUUGUGUUGCUGAUAUGUGGAGCUUAGGAAUAACUGCGUUGGAAAUGGCGGAAGGCAAACCUCCAUACGGUGAUAUACAUCCGAUGCGUGCCAUAUUCAUGAUACCGACUAAACCACCACCUUCGUUUCGAGAACCAGAUAAGUGGUCUCCAGAAUUUAUUGAUUUUGUUAGUCAAUGUCUAAUUAAAAACCCAGAAGAACGAGCAACAGCCACAAAAAUGUUAGAUCAUGAAUUUAUUGGUAAUCCAAAGCCACCAGAAAUUUUGAGUCAGAUGAUUGCUGAAGCAAGAGAAAUUCGAGAGAAUCAAACUCUUCGUUCUAAUGCUUCCUGUUUAUUAAAAUCAGCUGAAUCCAAAGAUCAAAGUUCAAAAGACGAUGAUAUUGACAGUCGUACAAUGAUAGUAGAUGAUAGCACCCUUGUACCAGAUAAAUCAAAAGGGACAAGUUUAAAAAGUAAUUCAUUAGUAGAAGAAUUGAGAACAAUGGUAAUUAAUAGCGAUGGAGAAGAUGAUUCCACAAUGAAAAGGCAUGAUACAGGACCUGAAGAAUCGGGUAAAAAGUAUAGACCCUUAUUCUUAGAUCAUUUUGAUAAAAAAAUUGCAGAAAAAUCAAAAAACGAUAAUUUUGAUGUGGGAAACAAAUUAUUUGGUGAUAGACCAGAUUCUGCUCAAGAUGUUUCUCAAAUUGAUGAAUCUGAAAAAACUAUAACUUUACAUCAAUUUCCUAUGCCGCAAAUAAAUUGUAAGCCUGAUGGUAAUCUACCAACAGCUCCUCAUCAAAACCGAUACUACACACCAAUUGUUGAUGGAGACUUUGAUUUUUUGAAGUUUUUAAGCUUUGAUGACUUGCAACAACGAAUGUCCAAUUUGGAUUCUGAAAUGGAACAUGAAAUUGAUGAGCUGAGACGUCGCUAUCAAACAAAACGCCAACCAAUACUUGAUGCUAUGGAUCAAAAGCGUAAACGACAACAAAACUUUUGAAAUAUUUAAAUUCUGUACAAUUACAGUGUUAACAUUAUAGUUACAAACAAAUUAAUGGCUAACUCCAGAUUUCCCCAAUUAAGGUGCUAUAUGUAUAAUAUGUACGCCUGUCAGUAACAGGCCAGGUAAUAUUUAUGAGCCCAACUUCCCAAUUUAUUUUCAAAACAUAAUAUUAUAACUGAUAAAUUAAUGUAUAAAUUAUUAUUUUAAUAGCCUUAACAAAAAUCUAAGUCAUUUAUUCUGUUUUAAGUAUUAUUUUAAAACAAGGUUUUUUAAUCAUCUGAUAGUAUCAAGAAUAUAUGACGACUAUAGAAAUCAAAUAUAAUUUCUACACAACUAUCCCAUAUUUAUUUUAAAGAUCUUACAACAUUUCCAAACACAUUUUUAUUUUAUUUUUUAUUAAUACUUACAUUACUACAAAAAGUAUAAGAAAAUAUUUAAAAAUAAUAGAAAUAUAAUGUGUAUUGAUGCAUUAAUCGGUUAUACAUUGUGACAGAAUAGGAUUUAAUAUUAUUAUUUUUUAUAUAAUUUAAAUUUGUCCAAUAAUUUUUUCGUCUUCCUUUAUUUUUCUCUGUUUUUAAGUAACUUCAUAUAUUCAUAACAAAGAAUAGACUUUGUCAUUAAAUUAUGGCUUAUCUUAAUGGGGCUAAUAUAUCUUUGUUUAAUACUGAUAAAAAAUACCUUAUAUUUUUGGGCUUAUAUAAUGUUUAGUUGUAUAUUCUAGAAAUCAAAAAAUACAAUAUAUUUUAUCUAUGUUAAUAUUGGAAGAAUAUAAUCUUAGUAUGAAUAAAAUAUGAUGGCCUAUAGUUGUAUUAAAAAUGAUUCAAUUCCAUAUAAUUCAUAACUAUAAUUCAGAUUAGGUUGUAUAUUUUUGAUUUUUUUCCAUCAUAUAACAACUUAAUUAGAUAUAUUAAUAGUAUUUUGGAAUUGUUUGGCUAAAUAAAAAUGACUGCACAAAUCAAAUUUAAUUAAGUAUAUUUUAAUUACAAUUUUAUAUUUAAUUGGAGCAAUAUGCAAAUCAUGUACUAAAAUGUUAAAAAUGUAGACAGGACAGGGUGCAAAAGUUGUAACCAUAAUCGAGAUUCAAAGACUGGUUAUUACUUAUUUUUUUGAUUUUAUUUUUAGAUGAUUUGCAUUUUCAGUCCGUUUCUUUAAAUUAUAAUUAUUGAAUGUGAAUGAUAUAGGUAACUAACUAUUGCUUUACUAGUGUAAAAAAAAAA